Molecule: messenger RNA, 1553 nt
Organism: Sinocyclocheilus rhinocerous
Lineage: Eukaryota; Metazoa; Chordata; Actinopteri; Cypriniformes; Cyprinidae
Product: prostaglandin E synthase 3-like
Exons: 8
Coding region: 160-636 (158 amino acids)
Biological process (GO): telomerase holoenzyme complex assembly; prostaglandin biosynthetic process; chaperone-mediated protein complex assembly
Cellular component (GO): nucleus; cytosol
Molecular function (GO): Hsp90 protein binding; prostaglandin-E synthase activity; protein-folding chaperone binding
Source: RefSeq, a predicted model, not a curated record
UGUGAGGGGCGUGGUUUGAGGCCCCGCCUUCUCGUGCUCCUGUGACACAGAACCCCGGACCGGGAGAACAUACCAGAGUUAGGUUGCCAACCGCCAAUAUACACCAAAGAAGAAGAAGAAGAGAACAUACCAGAAGAAACCCGACCAUCACACAGAGCCAUGCAUCCAGCAGCUGCUAAGUGGUACGACAGACGAGACUGUGUCUUCAUUGAGUUUUUGGUGGAGGACAGCAAGGAUGUGAAUGUAAAUUUUGAAAAGUCCAAAUUUGGUUUCAGCUGUCUCAGUGGGAUGGAUAACAUGAAGUACUCAAAUGAAAUUGACCUUUUUGAGUCCAUCGAUCAAGAUGGGUCCAAACACAGGCGUACAGACCGGUCGAUCUUGUGCUUUUUACGGAAAGCAGAGUCAGGGAAAUCCUGGCCCAGGUUAACAAAAGACAAAGCAAAGCUCAACUGGCUUAGUGUUGACUUCAAUAACUGGAAAGACUGGGAGGAUGAUUCAGAUGAAGAUUUGUCCAACUAUGAUCGCUUUUCAGAUAUGAUGGGCAACAUGGGAGGAGAGGAUGAUUUACCUGACCUAGACGGAGCAGAUGAUGAAUCAGCUGAUAGUGAUGAUGAAAAAAUGCCAGAUCAGGAAUAAGCGACUGGCAUGUUGUGGACAGACAGAGGAGGAGAGGGGGGUGACAUAAUGAAAAGAGGAAGCUGUCACCUAAAUGCUACAUGAUCUGAAAGAGAGCAAAGCAGAAUUCGGUGAGACCGUUGAGUUCAUGAGCAUCUCCUCUGUCUACUCAGUGGCUGCACUCCAGAAGAUCAUCGUAAACCUCUGUUGAGAGUUCAUAUGCAUAUUGUUGUACAGAGCUUCGUUGUCCCUCUCCUUAUGAGCAGUCCUGGCUUUUUUGUUUUUUUUUAAUCUGUACUAAAAACAUGUAUACUUAAACUGUUUGGAAAAACUGCACUGUAUUCAUAUUUUUUCAACCGAAAAGCAAUAGAUGUGAUGGAAAUUUUCUUUUUUUUAUUGUAAGGCAUUGAAAUUAAAAUGAAAAGUGAAACUUUGCAGAGUUGGAGAGACUUGGUGUCUUGCAAAAUCUGUGUAGCUUACAAUCUUGUGAUUUAAAGCGUAAGAAUGAUUAUGGAUUUUGGAAACUAUAAGAAACUGUUAUUAGACACAAGACUCACCUCCUAAUAUACUUCUCUUCAUAUGUCUCUUGAGGUGGUACCAGGUUUGUUGGUUGUUGAUAUUUUCUGACUCUCCAAAAUUUCUUCAAAGUCUUAUAUUAGCACUGUAUUUCGUAUUGGACCAUUAAUGUCUUUCAUAUUGUGACUGCAGUAUGAUAUGUGAUGCCUUUAAAUGUAAAAGAUGGGAAAACAGAAAGGUAUUGUAUGUUUCCAAUUGAGUCUAAAACAAAAAAGACCAUAUAAGUUUGCACUAACAAAAUUAGGUGUCAAACAGGGAUACAUUUUGUGCACAUUGCAGGUUGACUCUUAUCAAUGUUUCCAAAAGAAAAAAAAAAGCUUUCAAUUUUGUCUACAUAUUUCUAAUAAACUGCUCAAAGCUUA